Messenger RNA from Arvicola amphibius (Eurasian water vole), 560 nucleotides. RefSeq names its product low molecular weight phosphotyrosine protein phosphatase-like. Bases 23 to 499 code for a protein of 158 amino acids. The record is from RefSeq and is a predicted model, not a curated record. NCBI's taxonomy places the organism in Eukaryota, Metazoa, Chordata, Mammalia, Rodentia, Cricetidae. Gene Ontology annotation, molecular function: acid phosphatase activity; non-membrane spanning protein tyrosine phosphatase activity. The transcript has a single exon. Gene Ontology annotation, cellular component: cytoplasm. Gene Ontology annotation, biological process: protein dephosphorylation.
GUGCCAGGGUCUGCACAGGAAGAUGGCAGAGGUUGGGUCCAAGUCGGUGUUGUUCGUGUGUCUCGGUAACAUUUGCCGGUCACCCAUUGCAGAAGCAGUUUUCAGGAAACUGGUAACUGAUGAGAAUGUGUCAGGUAAUUGGAGGAUAGGCAGUGCGGCUACAUCCACCUAUGACGUGGGGAACACCCCCGACUAUCGUGGGCAGAACUGCAUGAGAAAACAUGGCAUCCCCAUGAAUCACACUGCACGGCAGAUUACAAGAGAAGACUUUGCCACAUUCGAUUAUAUACUAUGUAUGGAUGAAAGCAAUCUAAGAGAUUUGAAUAGAAAAAGUAAUCAAGUUAAAAACUGCAAAGCUAAAAGUGAGCUACUUGGGAGCUAUGAUCCACAGAAACAACUCAUUAUUGAAGAUCCCUAUUAUGGCAAUGACUCUGACUUCGAAGUGGUGUACCAGCAAAGCCUCAGGUGCUGCAAGGCUUUCCUGGAGAAGACUCACUAGGUGGUCCUGCCCACCACCAUUGAGCAGCUCACUCACCAGAGCCAUGCCCAAGGGUGGUGCC